GGCACUGCGCGUGCGCCUCCGUGCUGGGCUCGACAAAGUUGCCUCGGAAUUAAAAGGGCCCGCUGCCUGCCCGAAGUUGGUUAGAAGGCAAGGGGUGUUAAGUUGUGGACAGCACUUUGUCAUGGGACCUGUGCCGUUGGGAAUAUUGCUUUUCAUUUUGACUGCAUGCGUCCCAGCUUGGGCUGGGGCGCCGAAGGAGGAGGACGAUGACACAGAACGCUUGCCCAGCAAAUGCGAAGUGUGUAAGCUGCUGAGUCUGGAGCUACAGGAACAGCUGAGACGCACUGGACGAUCUCGAGAGGUGCUGGAGCUGGGGCAGGUGCUGGACACGGGCAAGAGGAAAAGACACAUCCCUUACAGCGUUUCAGAGACAAGGCUAGAAGAGGCCUUGGAGAAUUUAUGUGAGCAAGUUCUGGAUUACAGUGUUCAUGCUGAGCGCAAGGGCUCACUGAGAUAUGCCAAGGGGCAGAGUCAGACCAUGGCAACGCUGAAAGGCCUGGUGCAGAAGGGGGUAAAGGUGGAUCUGGGGAUCCCUCUGGAGCUGUGGGACGAGCCCAGUGUGGAGGUCACAUUCCUCAAGAAGCAGUGUGAGAAAAUGCUGGAGGAGUUUGAAGAAGUCGUGGAAGACUGGUACUUCCACCAUCAGGAGCAGCCCCUGCAGCGUUUUCUCUGUGAAGGUCAUGUGCUCCCAGCUUCUGAAACUGCAUGUCUACAGGAAACUUGGACUGGAAAGGAGAUCACAGAAGGGCAAGAGAAGACCGAAGGGGAGGAGGAGCAAGAUCAAGAGGAGGAGAAGGAAAAGGAAGAAGAGAUGACUAGCGCACCAGGCCACCCCACGCAUGACCCAGAGGACCUUUGA
Myotis daubentonii (Daubenton's bat) is the source of this 859-nucleotide messenger RNA. It is a transcript of the gene CNPY4, whose product is annotated as canopy FGF signaling regulator 4. The record is from RefSeq and is a predicted model, not a curated record. NCBI's taxonomy places the organism in Eukaryota, Metazoa, Chordata, Mammalia, Chiroptera, Vespertilionidae.